GGAUACCGUUCACGAAUAUCUGGACGAUCCUCUUGCUGACAAUGUUGAAGAUGCUUCAAAGUUACGCACUGCCGUUUUCAGAGCUAACCGUAAACGUACAGCUAACAAGCCUUACAGCAGAGGUGGUGGCAGAGGAGGUUUCAAUGCUAGAGAAUUUUUUCGUGGCUUCAGCAAAGAAUCUGGACCCAGAAAUGACAACUACAGUCAACAAAACAACUCCCAGCAGCAGUACAACGACGGACUGUGCUUUUACUGCAAAAGACCAGGACACACUGCCCGUUUCUGUCCCUUCAAAGCACGUGCCUUCAGUAGUACCAAGUCAGCACCAGCCACUAUUACAAGUGCUCCAUCCCUGUCUUAAUGAAAAAGUUGAGUAUGAUAUAGAAUUUGAUAGUUAUGAAUAUACCGAUGGCAAUAAGACCGUAAAAAAUCGAUUAAAAGAUCAUGUUCAGUUUUGGGAAGAUAGUUUAAAACCUUCUGAAUUAGUUUUAAGCACUGUAAAAUUUGGUUACGUUAUUCCUUUUAUUCAAGAACCUCCAUCAGUUUAUUUGAAUAAUAACAGAUCAGCAUUUAAUAAUUCCUCAUUUGUUUUGAAAGCUAUUACAGAAUUAAAACUGAAUGGUUGUAUUACUGAAGUUUCAAAUAAACCUUAUGUAAUAAAUCCUCUAACUGUAGCCAUCAGUGAUUCGAAGAAAGAGAGAUUAGUUUUAGAUCUGAGACAUGUUAACAAAUAUGUACAAAAACAGAAAAUAAAAUUUGAAGGGGUUAAAGAGGCCAAACAAUACGCAAAAAAGGGUUUUUUCAUGCUAAAGUUCGAUUUACGGCAUGGUUAUCAUCAUAUUAAUAUACACCCAGAACAUCAGAAAUUUCUAGGUUUUUCCUGGGUAAUUGAUGGACAAGAAAGAUAUUUUAUUUUCUCAGUUUUACCUUUUGGGCUAUCUUCAGCUGGACAUAUUUUUACUAAAGUCGUUCGUACAUUAGUUAACUUUUGGAGAUCACAAAGUUUCCCGAUUAUUGUGUAUUUGGACGACGGAUGGGCUUGUGACAGUAGGGAAAGAUGUGUACGCAUGUCAAAAUCUGUUUUACAUACUUUAUUGAAAUCUGGGUUUUUACCAAAUUUUGAGAAAUCAAUUUUUUCACCAGUGCAAAAAUUAGACUGGUUAGGUUUUUCAUGGAAUCUGGUAUCUGGCGUUAUUGAAGUUCCCAGAAAGAAAAUUGAAAAAAUACAGUUAAAAAUUGAAAAAAUUCUUUCAGAUAAUCGUUCAACUGCUAGAAACUUGGCAUGUGUUCUUGGUAAAAUCAUAUCUUUGAUUCCAGCUUUUGGUCAGAUUUGCCAAUUGAUGACACGUAAUUUAUGCGUGUCUGUUUGCCAGAGAAAUACUUGGGACUCAUAUUUUGAAAUUUCCACCCAAGUCAAAACCGAACUUGAGUUUUGGAAAAGUAAUUGUAAAUCUAUACCUAAUUUAUUGGUAUGUCCUAUACACAAGAUUCCAGAACGUAUUAUUUUUUCCGACGCCAGUAUGUAUGCUGGAGCAGGUUUUGUCGAUGGUAAUGUUUUACAAAUUGCUCAUUAUAUGUUUAGCGAACAAGAAAGACUUAAGAGCUCCACAUGGAGAGAGUUGAAAUCUGUCGAGUUUAUAUUAGAAAGUAUGUUUGCACAGUUAGCAGGAAAACUUGUAAAAAUUUAUACUGACAAUCAAAAUGUCGUGCAUAUUUGUCGAGUUGGCAGCAUGAAGCCUGAUUUACAUGAACUUGCUAUGAAUAUUUAUACAACUUGCAUAGUUAAUAGUAUUACGAUUGAGGUUGAGUGGAUCCCUCGAUCCGAAAAUGUACAAGCAGAUUACUUAAGUAGAAUUUUUGAUUUUGAUGAUUGGGCUGUGGACGACAGCGUUUUUCUUAUGUUUAAUAACAGAUGGGGGAAAUUUACGUUUGACAGAUUUGCAGACGAUAAAAAUCAUAAAAUUGCACGGUUUAAUUCAAAGUUUUGGGUUCCAGGAACUACAGGAGUCGACGCUUUCGCUUUCGACUGGUCAGGAGAAAACAACUGGAUUGUGCCUCCAGUCUGCUUAGUUUGCCGAGUUUUAAAUCAUAUGUUAACUUGUCGCGCAAAAGGUGUAUUGGUAGUUCCUAAAUGGAAAUCUGCUCUAUUUUGGCCUAUGGUUUGGAACAACACAGAAAAUAAAUUUAACGAUUUUAUCACAGAUGUUGUUGAAUUUGAUCGUCCUAAACAUUUCUUUUUAUCUGGUUCAGACAGAGACAGUGUUUUUGCUAAAUCCCCAUUCAUCAGUAGCGUCCUUGUUUUUAAACUUGAUUGUUCAUCGUAGGAGGUCACAUUCCUUUGUACGGUUCAAUGCACAAUUUUACUAUCGGGUGUAAAUUUUUACUACACGGUAAAAUACACGUAUCAAAAUAGGUAAUUACUACGGAAUGGACCCACACGCUUACAUAUGUAUACAUUAUUAGUUCAAAGACAGUGCAACAUGGAGGAAAAUUUCUCAGUUUGCGAAUUCAAAUCAAGAGUUUACCGGAUGUGAAAAAAGCAUUUUCAAUAUUGUGAGAAGCAGUAAAGCAGUUUCUACAAAUAAAAAGUAUGAUGUGUAUUUCAAAAAAUUUAAAGAAUGGUGUAUUUCAUAUAAAGUUAUUCCGUUACCUGCAAGUGUAUCCUCCGUUGCAGUUUAUAUUAGUGGCCUUGUGCAGCGAUCCGUAUCUGAGUCUGUUUUAUUAGCUCAUUUUUAUAGCAUAAAGUGGUAUCAUGAUUUCAGUUUAGUGUGCAAUCCGUGUGAAGACAAGCUUAUUCAGAUGAUGAUUGAAGGAGCUAAGAGAAUUCUAAGUAAACCAGUUUUGAAAAAAGAGCCAAUUACAGCAGAUCAUUUACAGAAGAUAGUGGACAAAAUUGGUAGUGAUCGUGCUCAUUUGCCGAAUGUUAGAAUUUGUGCUAUGAUGUUAGUUGGUUAUGCAGGAUUUUUACGCUACAGUGAGAUAGCAAAUUUAAAAAUGUGUAACAUAAAAUUUUUUGACACUUAUGUUUCUUUGAAUAUUGAAACUGGGAAAACUGAUGUAUAUAGAAGGGGUAAUAAUGUUAUAAUUUCUAAAACAAAUUUGCCUACCUGUCCAGUAGUUUGGUUAUUGACAUACAUUAAUUUAGCUAAAUUGGCUUUGGAUUCUAAUCAAUAUGUGUUUCGUUCUGUUAGAUUUUUUAAAUCAAUAAAUUCUUAUAAGUUAGCAGAGGUUAAUCGUCCGUUAUCUUAUACUAGAGCUAGGGAGUUACUUUUGGGCACAUUAACUGCGAUUGGUCUUGAUUGUAAACUUUUUUGUCUUCAUAGUUUGCGCAGUGGUGGUGCAACUGCUGCUGUAAGAAAUGACGUUUCUGAUCGUUUAAUUAAAGAGCAUGGAAGGUGGCGUACCGAUUUUGCUAAAGAUGGUUAUAUCAAAGAUUCUGUUAAAAAGCAACUAACGGUUUCGUCAAAUCUUGGUAUAUAACAGGUUAUAGAUAUUUAACAAUUUUGGUGAUAUUAUUCAGCUCAAUUAUACUAUGAAUUUGCUAUUUUUUGCCCUUUGUCUCGAGGUUAUAGCGAGUAGCACACCUACUUUAUGUCGUUUGUUCUUUGUUAAGGCCAUAGAAUAUUAAUUACUUUAUAUUCGGACGAACGUAGUGAGGGAGAAUAUAAAUAAAAUUUAGUUCGUCAUACGUAAGUAGUUCAUGAAUAUUCAUGACAUGUGACCAUUUGUCCGCACUUAAAACCCGUGCGGUCAUCUUUCUGACCAUCGACUCUCGCUAUAGCCUAAAGUAGACACGUGUAUUCACGGUUGAUUUAAUGUGAAUUUGUAAUUGGAAUUAUGAUAUUAUUGUUAUUAUGUUUGUAUGUGGUACAUACAUUGUUGUAUUAUAUAGAAUUAAAGGUUAUAGCGAGUAGCACACCUA
Mytilus trossulus (common blue mussel) is the source of this 3922-nucleotide messenger RNA. RefSeq lists its product as uncharacterized. The record is from RefSeq and is a predicted model, not a curated record. The transcript is spliced from 2 exons. NCBI's taxonomy places the organism in Eukaryota, Metazoa, Mollusca, Bivalvia, Mytilida, Mytilidae. Bases 42 to 2324 code for a protein of 760 amino acids.